GCUCCCCAUGUUGUCGUGGACUCGAGCUGCAACGUACCGUGCUCCAGCUUCUGUUGCUAAUGUAAAUUUUUGAAUGGUAAAACGGUAUUUUGAGGCGAUAGAGAAAGGUCGACGCUUUGCUUCUCAGUAUUUUUUGGAGCCGGAUAUUUGGUUAGAAAGUAGCGAGCUAGUAUAGGUAUGUUAUUGAAGAAAAUGUCCUAAUAGCUCGGCGACAAUGUAACUGAUAUUAUGUCUGGUAAUUUGUUGAGCAGGAAAGGUGUCAGCUUCGCCUUUUUAGACACUACAAUACUGAGAGGUGACACCCGGUGUUCUAGUAUUAAAUCUAAUAAAUAUUUACGCCAAAUGUAGCUAUUAUUCCCUGAUAGUUCAGUUAUACAUCAUUUACAUGUCUCAUUAACUAGCUAUUAGUAAAUGAUUUGGUAGUAUAACCAAAAUAUUGGACUUACCUGGCUUGGAAGGGGGUCUGGUCAUUUUAGUACAAGUUUUAUUUCCUCAUGGCAAAAGAAGAAUGUAUUACACAAUGGAACAAAACAGGGGACACUUCAACACUACGAAACAGGAAAACAUUUCCCCUCUCAGAAAAGACCUUUCAAACCCCAUCCACUGCUGUGUCAAAGGACAAAAACAGUCGAACCGGUGGACAGUCGUCAGAAGAUGACACCCAGUCCUCGAAUGGGACAUCUGCUCAGUUUUCUGUCAGAGGAAGCUUAGGUACGAACGAGCCCCCAAGCAGAGUGCUGCUGAUGUUGGUGGUGGGGCUGUCUUUCUCUACACGCCUCUACAAGAUAACAGAGCCCCCUCAUGUGUGCUGGGAUGAGACGCACUUUGGAAAGAUGGGAAGCUACUACAUCAACAGGACCUUCUUUUUUGACGUCCAUCCUCCUCUUGGAAAAAUGCUGAUAGGUCUUGCAGGUUACAUAACCGGCUAUGAUGGUACCUUUCCUUUUAUAAAGCCAGGAGAUAAAUAUGAACACCACAACUACUGGGGGAUGAGAGGGUUCUGUGCAGUGUUGGGCUCCUUUCUCCCAAUCUUUGCCUACCUCAUAGUGCUGGAGUUGUCUCAGUCUCACACUGCUGCUCUCAUCACUGCCUCUCUGCUCAUAUUUGACACCGGCUGUAUCUCCAUUUCCCAGUACAUCCUGUUAGACCCUAUACUCAUGUUCUUCAUCAUGGCAGCAGUGCUGAGCAUGGUCAAGUUCAACCAGCAGAGACACAGGCCUUUUACUGCCCCCUGGUGGCUGUGGCUGGUACUGAUCGGUGUAAACCUUGCUGGUGCUCUGGGGGUGAAGUUUGUGGGUCUGUUUGUCAUCGUCCUAGUCGGACUGAACACAGUCUGGGACCUCUGGAGACUUCUGGGUGAUCUUAGCCUCUCACUGGUGGACAUUGCAAAGCACUUUCUGGCUCGGGUUGUUGGCCUCAUUCUGCUUCCACUCUUCAUCUAUGUUACAAUAUUUGCCAUCCACUUUGUUGUGCUGAACAAAAGUGGACCGGGAGAUGGUUUCUUCAGUUCUGCCUUUCAGUCUCGUCUAAUCGGGAACAACCUACACAAUGCAUCCAUGCCUGAGUACCUGGCAUAUGGCUCUACCAUUACUGUGAAAAAUCUCCGUAUUGCUGGGGGCUAUUUGCACUCUCAUUGGCACUUAUACCCAGAGGGAGUAGGAGCAAGGCAGCAGCAGGUGACCGCCUAUCUCCAUAAGGAUUACAACAAUUUGUGGCUCGUUCACAGACAGGAUAAUAAUACAUCUCAAUCUGGAACCCCUGACCUGGUUCGUCAUGGUGACAUCAUUCGAUUGGAGCACAAAGAGACAACUCGUAACCUACACAGUCACCUCCACGAGGCCCCUCUGACCAAGAAACACUUCCAGGUUACAGGUUAUGGCACUAAUGGCACAGGGGACACUAACGACUUGUGGCAGGUGGAGGUGUGUGGAGGUCGGAAAGGUGACCUGGUGAAGGUGCUGCGCAGUAAAGUCCGCUUUCUGCACCGAGCCACCGGUUGUGUGCUUUACUCCUCUGGGAAGACUCUUCCAAAGUGGGGCUGGGAACAGGUGGAGGUGACAUGUAGUCCAUACUUGAAGGAAACUCCAAGCUCUCAAUGGAACAUUGAAGAUCAUAUCAAUCCCAGAUUGCCCAACAUUAGUCUGUCUGUGCUGAAGCCCCAUUUUCUGGAGAUCUUACUGGAAUCCCACAUCAUUAUGAUCAGAGGUAACAGUGGCUUGAAACCCAAAGACAAUGAGAUGAACUCAAAACCCUGGCACUGGCCCAUCAACUACCAGGGAUUGAGGUUUUCAGGAGUGAAUGAGACAGAGUAUCGUGUUUACCUUCUGGGGAACCCUGUGAUCUGGUGGAUGAACCUGGCCACUUUGGGACUGUAUCUCAUCAUGGUGGCAGUGGCAUCUGUAGCACUCCAAAGAGGUUUCUCGUUGGGCCCAAAAAGAAUGGAGCACGCUUGUGUGCUUAUGAGAGGAGGAGGGCUCCUUCUCCUCGGCUGGCUGCUUCACUAUGUACCUUUCUAUACUAUGGGCCGUGUCCUCUACUAUCACCACUACUUCCCUGCCAUGCUCUUCAACACCAUGCUAACAGGAAUUACACUAGACAUCCUAUUAAAAAGCGCUGACUUGCUGCUCCGCCCACCUUACUCUGAUUGGCUGCAGAGAGUCGGGCAGAUGGCAUUUCUGUUUACUGUUCUUUACAGUUUCUACCUGUUUCAUCCACUCUCCUAUGGCAUGACGGGUCCUCUGGCACAUGAGCCGGGCAGCGCCAUGGCUGGCCUCAAGUGGAUGGACUCCUGGGAGUUCUAGUCAGCUUUCCAUGAAGAUGACACCAAUGAUAUGAUGUAUAACAACUGUUUGAAUAUGAGGGACUUACAGUAAUCAUGUUUCACAGACUUAUGGUCAUAGAGUGUUUACACAGAGAUAAUUUUCAUAAGGUACUGACUCUGACUGUACACACUACAGUAUACUACCUGUCCAAGUAUUUCUGUUUCAGAAUUUCCAAGUGUUGUAAUAUAAAGAAAGCCUGACAAGACAGACUUGAAUUAGUGCAAUAUGAGAGCCAGUCUUCUAAAGUAUUUGAGAACAAAGAUCUAGACACAUAAUAAUCACCAAACUGCCUUAACUCACAACACAUAUUACAUCCUGAACUUAGUGUAGACUGGACUGUAUGUGUCACAAUAAUAAGCUAAAGUGCCUGAAAGGAACUAGUGAGGUUUAAAUGUUGCAUCUCCAUACUCGUCAGUUUUAAAAAAAAAUCUUUUGUUACACAGAUAAAGGUUAUCAGAGAAUGUAUUUUUGUUUGUCUUGAUUGUAGUGUCCGUUAUUUUUGUAUUCAGCCAAUAGUGCUGUCCAGCACUGGCUCCUAUUUUGACAGCAUAAGACUAUUACUGACUCAGUGUUGUGUACAUUUCAGUGUGAUCAAUAAACUAUAAUAUUCUUGUA
Messenger RNA from Lates calcarifer (barramundi perch), 3437 nucleotides. It is a transcript of the gene pomt2, whose product is annotated as protein-O-mannosyltransferase 2. Gene Ontology annotation, molecular function: dolichyl-phosphate-mannose-protein mannosyltransferase activity. The transcript has 21 exons. NCBI's taxonomy places the organism in Eukaryota, Metazoa, Chordata, Actinopteri, Centropomidae. The coding region runs from base 495 to 2801 and encodes 768 amino acids. Gene Ontology annotation, cellular component: endoplasmic reticulum; membrane. The record is from RefSeq and is a predicted model, not a curated record. Gene Ontology annotation, biological process: protein O-linked glycosylation via mannose.